CGCAUACGUUAAAUUCACCUGAAAAAACCGCCAUUUGAAAGCAAUUGUGAUCAACGGUUGGAAUAACGUUGUUAAAUCAUCUGAUAAAUUGAUAUCAAUAUAAAUAAUUGUGAUAAAAUAAAAAAGGAAUCAUUUGAUGUAACACAAUUAUACUAGUUACUAAAAUGUUUCGAACUAAAACGUCAGUUGAUCGUCAUGUGCAAGAAUUAUUCCGUAAAAUCACGGACGAAAAGGAGAGAUCACUUCGUUGUUACAACAUAGCCAAGCUGUAUUACCAAGUCGGUGACUUCGAGUCUGCUCGUCGAUAUGUAUCGAAUUAUCUCGAAGUAAAAGUAGAGUCCGCAGCAGCCCACAAAUUACUCGCUCAAAUAAAUGAAGCAUUGGGACAAAAGGAAGCAGCCUUAGCCCAGUACCAGCUAUCACUCGAACUAGACGGUCGUCAAGAUGAUUUGAUUUUAAAAGUAUGCGAGCUUUUAAUAGACGUAGACAUCAGCUUGGACAUAAACCGUAUCAAGUACUGGGUCGACCGAGCAGGUGAGAAAUUUCCCCACCACCAAAUAGUAUUUCAAUUAAAAGAAAAAAUGUUGUCAUCAGAUCGAUCUGGAAUCAAUGACGAUCUUGAAGGCUUAAUAAUAUCCGAGUUAUCAACACGUCCAUCAGACGUCAUGUUGCGCGUUAAACUGAUAAAAUAUUACAUUUCUAAAAACCGUAUUGCUGAUGCUUAUCGUCACGCGAUCGAUGUUGAAGCCAAUUACAUUCAUCGAGAUGAUUUGCAGUGGUACGAAACUUUAGUUGACGUCAUGACAUUAUUUAAAGAAACCAAUAAAUUUUCUUCAUCAUUUUGGAUAAAUUAUGUCGCGUCUUGGGAGAGAUUCGCUGCUUUAUCAUGCAAAGAUGGUAAUAAAGUGAAAACAAUCGCCGAGGCAACUCAAGCAAUUUUGAAUUUCGACUCAGCUUUGCAUGAAGUUAAACAACAGCCUCAACAGAAUUCACCUUUCAAUGAUCAAAUGUUCCAUCACAUGUCGGGUCAGCUUUACUACCAUCUCGCUUGUCUGUUGCUGCGUAAAGCAAAACGUGAGCAGAAAAAUUGGACUGAAAUAGCGCGACUGUGCUGCCCAUUGUUACUCAGCGCUUUUCAUGCUGCUCCAAUAGAUCCAACCGGUUCAUGGACUACUGGUUUGAAAGCUCCUUCUAAAACACUCGUCAAUUUAUGGCGUAAAGAAGGAUGUUAUCGUUGCAGUCAAGCUGCGCACGUGCUGCAAGAUUACGCGCGUGAUAAUCCGAAGAAACUGAUGGACAAAAUUGAAGAGUUUAUGAAUAAUUCUUGGCGCGAAAACAUUUAUCGUAAAAUAUUUAAUAACAAAACUCAAAACCCAGCUAAUUCAUAUUUUGUUAAAAAUUCAAAUCAAAAUCCCCCUUUGAGACUUUUGUCAGCCACUGAACUCAAACAAUACGACGAAGAGUCUAAAGAAGUUUAUCCCGAUUCCCUACAUCAUCACGUGUGGCUUGGAAUCGUAAACAAGCCGCGUUUGAAUAGCAAUGAAGCUCCCGGGCCUUAUCCCAAUGAAUAUUCACACGUGUUUCCAAAUUUGCAACUGUCCGUUUACAAUCUAACUCAAGCUUCGCCUGACAGUCUCGGAAUUCUCGAUAUAGACGCGUUCUUGAAUGCCACUAUAUUGUGUUCUCUGAAAACUGUUGAAGAACAGCAAAAAAGCGGACUGCUGUCACCUGAACGUAUGCCCACAUUGCCCGCCGACUUAACGAACACUCUGUGCACGUCGGUCCAAGAAAAAUGGUGGACGUACGCUUAUAAAAUUUACCGAAGAUCUGAAAUAAUUUUCAGUGACAUCGGGGAAAUACGACAGGAAGUUCAACGCGGACUGGAAGUAAUACGUUGCAUUGGCAGUCACGGUUUGCAUCCCAGUAUUUUGGUUCAUUUGGCUCGAAUUUUUAACCACCGGAGUAAAUUAUUCAAAGACAAAGAUAAUAACAACGAUCUUACAUUCAUCCAAGCCAGAUGUGAAUUGUACUGGUCUGCAGCAGUCCCAUUACUUGAGCGAUUACUCAACAAUCAACAGAUUCGUAUGAUAAGCACCCGAAUUUUCGAUUAUCAAGGCAAAGAAAUGAGCAAUCUUGAGCUCAGCAAUGCAUUGGAAGAAGGUAGACUAUUGAUUGCAUGUAAAUACAUCCGUGAUAAAAACUAUGAACAAGCGAGCGACAUUCUUCAGUCAUUGAAAUGUCCUGAGGCUUCUUUCCAUCAAGGAGAAAUUUACAAAAAACUUGCUGAUGAAUUAGUUGAGUCAUUACCAAAAGAGAGCAUCACAUCGUCAGUACGGUCUCAGUACUCGAUAAUGUUGACGAAAGCACGGAAUUGUUUUUACUUGACUUUAGAUCGGUUGCGUAGUCCAGGGAUAAAUCCAAACCAUCCAUUAAACGCAGAAUUGGGAAGCCGACUGGCGAUUAUUGAAGAUGAAUUGUGGCGCAACGACGCCAAGAACGAGGCCGACAAUGCGUCUGACGAAAGUUACUCGUCUGCUCACAGCGUCACUGAACAAUUGGCCAAUUCGACGAUUAAUCAUUCGAGUAUCAUAACACCCCGGCGUAAUAACCAUCGCACACCUAGACAAGCAAGUACUCCACGUCAUCACCAUACUUUAGACAGCGAGAUUACGCGCAGCCGAAUCCAAUCAGAAGCUCGGCCGAGUCCCGAACGUCUUGACGCACAAAUCCGCCAGUUGUUGUACACAAAAGAUAAUAUUUUGCACAGCGUAAUGGACCAACAAAAAACACUACUGGAGUCUAACAAAGCAUUGACUGAAUCUAACAGACAAUUGCAGGCAAUCGUUGAAGAUCUAAGAAAAGAAAUGUCGGAAUUCCGGCUUGAAGCGAAACAAAAAAAAUCAAAACCUGCUGUUGGUGCUAAUCAGUACGAAGAUGACACUUAUGUUUAUGAUGAAGACUACAGUGAGGUUAACUUGAAAAAUACUCAGCCAAUACCUCAACCCAUAAUUCCACCAGCUAUUCCACCGCCGCAUAUUCCGACUAAUAUUUAUCAACCACCGCGUCAUCCAUACUCGCCUCUGGUCUAUCCCAAUCAGCUGAGUAAUUAUUACACAGGGUUACCAUUCAAUGAUCCCAGCCAACUGCAGCCAUUUUAUCCCCCGAGAGUUUUUCCAUUGCCGGCACUCUAUCCCUCGACGCCUGAACGUUCUAUUGGGAUCCCAAAAGUUCCAGACAUGAUGCAACCAGGUAUGUUACAACCUAACUUAUUCAAUUCACAUUUAAUCAAUCCGUUACAUGACAUUGUCUCUCCGCCACAAAAUCAAGUCCCAGUUCAACCAGGCAUCGAUUUAUCGACCACUGCUUCAGCGCCUAAAGAACCAGCCCCAAUUAAAAACGUACCCGUAAAUAAAGACCCGCCUGUCAAUGUUACGAUCACCAGCUCAGAUACUGUUCCAACUAGUGCUUCAAUUGUCCAACCGACUCUCAGUAUUGUCAUUCCACCCCAGCAUCGUAAAACUACAACCAUUGCCAAUUCAAAUCCAGUUACCACUAGUACUCCACAUAAUUAUCAGAUUUUAAUGCCCACGGGCGCUAAAAUUCCUUCGUCAGCAAACUUGCCAUCAUUUUUCAACACGAAUCAGAACGUCAGUACGAUAAUCGGUAGCAAUAAUAUUCCAUUAUCACAAGAUAAAAUAAAUACCAGUGUGAUAUCAACCGGUUCUCACAACAGUUCUAUUGAAGCUGUCGAAGUUGAGCAUGACCCGAUUCCUGAUUUCCAGCCGGUGAUUCCCCUUCCAGCUGAGGUUAAAGUUACAACUGGUGAAGAAGAUGAAGAAACGUUAUUUUGCGCUCGGGGUAAAUUGUUCCGUUUUGUUGACAAAGAAUGGAAGGAUCGUGGUGUAGGAAAUGUCAAACUGCUGCGUAAUAAAGAUGGCAAAGUCCGUUUGCUAAUGAGACGUGAUCAGGUACUGAAAAUUUGUGCUAAUCAUUUAUUGUCGUCUGAUAUGGAACUCAAAGCAAUGCCAAACAAUGAUAAAGCCUGGACUUGGGCGGCUAAUGAUUACGCUGAUGAAGAAGUUAGACUAGAAAAACUUUGUAUCAAAUUUAAAUUAGUCGAAGAAGCUCAGUUAUUCAAAGAGAAAUUUGAUGAAGCGAAAAAAUCAAUCCCCUUAUCGCCGCCGAAAAUUAAAGACCCGGAAAAAUCUAAAACUAAAGAUGUUGAUAAGAAAACUGAUGAUAAAACAUCAGGUUCGUUGAUGGUUGGUGGGUUCUCAUUCACUUCUACGCCAGUUAUUCAAUCGACGGUAUCUGCUGAUGACAAUAAACUCAAGCAAGCUGAAGAACCACCAAAGCCAAGCCCAUUUGCUGGGUUUUCAUUCAGCAAAAGCGAACCAUCAAUGCCAGCAACCGGAUUCUCUUUUACCAAAACCUUUGCAUCAGCUCCUGAAGUUAAAUCCGAUUUAUCUAAUGCACUAGCUGACGUAACCAUUACAAGUAAACCACUACAUCAACCACAAGGCUUGUCAUCGUCCUCGUUGUCAUCAGUAUCGAGUUCAGGUUCUCAAAUCAUGGGAACAAUAAACGAUGAUCAUGAAGCGGUUUUGUUUAACAAGAAUGCGAGUUUGAUGCGCAGUAUUGGUGAGUCAGGACAAUGGAAAGAUCGUGGCAUGGGAUCAUUGAUGCUUUUGCUCAACGAAAAGUCACGUAAAUUGCGAAUAUUGAUGAGAAAAUUAGACACUUUGAAAUUGUCUAUCAACCAAACGAUAACAGGUAAUUUCAUUGUUAUGAAUUUAAGUGGAGCAUCAAAUGUUCUUUGCUGGUCAUCCACGGAACAGAUAAAAUCCGGAAAGCAUGAAACUUAUGCUGUGUCAUUCAAAGAUUCAACAGAAGCUGAUGACUUCCGUGAUAAAGUAAACCGCUUGAUAAAAAUGAUGGUCGACAAUGAAAUUCCUGCUGAAAAUAUUGUCAAAAAUGGCAAAACAAUUGAAGUAAUUGAAUCAAUUAAAUCAACAGCUCCACAGUCUUUAUCAGAAAUGUUCAAACCAGCCGCUGGCUCCUGGGAAUGUACCAGUUGCUAUACCAGAAAUAACGCGGGAACAACUCACUGCGUUGCUUGUUCUGCUCCAUCAGUUGUAAGCUCGACAGGUCACAAAAUCACCGAAAUAUUAAAACCACAAGCUCCAUCGGCACAAACAUCAGCUGAUAAUUCAAACACCAAACCAUCGUUCGGUGGAUUAUUUAAACCACAACCCGAUUCGUGGGAAUGCAAAACCUGUUACAUACGAAACGUUAAAUCUGAUACUUACUGCAUUGCUUGUGACAGUCCUGUGGAUCCGUCGAUGCCUCCUAAGCCAAAACCGAAUGACUUUGGAUUAAAACCAAACAACUCUGGAUCCACGCAAACGUUUACUUUUGGAUUUGCACAGCAACCAGCGACAGCAACUUCACAAUCAACUAAUUUAUUUACCGACAUGUUGAAGGGUCAAAAAGACACUCCAAGUGUUACUGGUUCGUCAUCAGCACCCACGUUCUCAUUUGGUUUAAAUUCACAAGCAUCAAAAGAUUCUGGUAUCAGCGGAUUUACAUUCAAAGCACCAGUUGCUGAUGUCAAAUUACCUGGAGACAAUAAGCCACUGGAUUUCAGUGUGUUCGGUAAAAAAUCAGAAAGUAAAGACUUCAUUUUUGGCAACACACAAAAACUUGACCCGCCGACACCCAACACGUUCGCAUUCGGAUCACCUGGAAAGUCAUUUGACUUUCAGUUUUCAUCAAAGUCUCCAGUUAAAUCACCUGGUGCUGCUGAUGUGAGUGAAGACGAAGUCGCUGAGAGUGAGGAUGUUUAUUUUGCACCUGUGAUACCGUUGCCUGAUAAAGUUGAAGUAAAAACUGGUGAAGAAGACGAGCAAGUUCUCUAUUGUCAUCGCGCGAAGCUUUUCAGAUAUGAUGCCAAAAGUAAAGAAUGGAAAGAACGUGGACUGGGUGACAUCAAAAUCCUUCGACAUGAAGAAAGCCAGAAAACCCGAUUUGUUAUGCGUCGCGAACAAACGCUCAAGUUAUGCCUCAAUCACUUUGUAACAACGGAAUUAGACAUAACUAAAAAAGAUGACAAAACCUGGAUGUGGUACGCAGCUGAUUACAGUGAUGGAGAAAUAGAAUAUGUCCAGUUCGCUUGUCGUUUUAAAACCCAGGAAAUUGCUCAAGAGUUUAAGGAAGCUGCUGAUCUCGCUAUUUCCAAUGUAGCUUUUGAUACCAAUGAAGAGUCAUCGGCACCAACCAAUCAACCAGCUUCUCCAAAUCAAAGUAUCACCCAAGAUGUCCAAGUGGUUUAUGAGCUCAAAGUCACACCGGAAGAGAAAGAUGCAGCUUUGAAAUUGAAGCUUCCCGAAAACUUUUACGCUUACAAACAAAAAGAAGACUGUCCAGGAUGUAUCGGAUGCAAAGACCCAGAUGUCUCGUUAUUUGAAAGCGACAAAUCCAAGCCUCAAACCGUUGCUUCACCGACUACGCCACUCAAUGUCAAAUUAGCGCCACCUAAAUUGAGCCCAUUGCCGUCACAAGCUCCUGCAUCAACCACUAGCUCCAUGGUCUUCGGUGGCGUCAAUUCAUUCUCAUUUGGCUCGACUACGACCCCAACAUUCGGAGCUACGCCCGUUUUUGGCGGCAACUCACUUGCAGCAAAUGACAAAGAUAAAAAACCAAGUUUUGUUUUUGGCAGUUCUGCAAUUCCUGAUACUUCCGAGUCUGAUAAAUCGAAAAAUUUGUUUGCUGAUAAAACAAUUUGUAGCCCAACUUUGUCGACUGUUAAUUUUGGCAAAAGCCAGGCUUUCAAUAAAUCAUUUGGCGAACCACAAAACCAGGGAUGGGUUUUCGGUGCUUCCAGUGCAACUGGAAGUUCAAUAUUUGGUGGAAACAGCAACAAUACUGCAAGUAAAUCUGAAUCAAGCUCAACAGGAUUUAAUUUAAAAGCAAGUACACCAUUUUCGAGUACAUUUGGAAGUGGGUUGACCAUAACAGCUAAGACUGAGCAACCAACAGCAACACCAACUUCUAUUUUUGGUUCGAUUGCUAAUGAUUCUCAAGCUCUUUCAUUUGGAAGCUUAGCUAAAUCCGUUCCAGCAACUUCAGCACCAGCAACUUCAACACCACCAGCAACCAAUUCAUUAGUCUUUGGUUCAACAACAACAGCAACACCAGCAUCAUCUAAUUCAUUAGUCUUUGGUUCAACAACAGCAACACCAGCAUCAUCUAGUUCAUUAGUCUUUGGUUCAACACCAGCAACACCAGCAUCAACUAGUUCAUUAGUUUUUGGUUCAACACCAGCAACACCAGCAUCAACUAGUUCAUUAGUUUUUGGUUCAACAGCAACACCACCGACAACAACGUCAGCCAAAGUUUUUGGAGACACAUCAAUAUUUGGUGGAACAGCAUUCGGAUCUGCUACAAUGAGUUUUGGUUCAUUAGGCACUGGUUCCAAUACUAAAUUACCAGAAACUCCACUGAAAGCAGAUGGACCCACUGCAUUUUUAAAUACCGAUAACAUCACAACGUUUUCCAGUCUCGCAGCCAAAGCCAGUCAACCAGUUGGUUUCAAAACGGAUCCUAAUUUCUCAUUUGCUGGCGCAGGACAAUCAUUGUUUGGUUCUAAGCCUUCGGUAACUAAAAAUGAAAAAACUCCUAAGAAAGAUGAAGACGAGGAAGAUGAUAAGGCAGACGAUGGUCAGGAAUAUGAUCCGCAUUACGAGCCAAUAAUUCCACUACCUGAUGCGAUUGAAGUUUGGACUGGCGAAGAAGACGAAGAAAAAGUAUUCAGUCAACGUGCGAAAUUGUACAGAUAUGAAACGGAAACGAAAGAAUGGAAAGAACGAGGUGUUGGUGACAUGAAACUUCUGCACCAUGUUGAGAAAGGAACUUAUCGGCUCUUGCUGCGACGUGAGCAAAUACACAAAAUUGUUUGCAACUUUUCCUUAUCACCAGACUUGGAAUUCCAGCCGCUAAAAACAUCUGACCGCAGUUGGAUAUGGGUGGGAAUGAAUUACAUUGAAGGUGAACUUGUGUUGGAGCAGUUGGCAGUGAGAUUCAAAAACCCGCAACUGGCAAUGGAGUUCAAGCAGGCGAUAGAUAAAGCCCAGCAGGAGUUACGAGAAAGACCACCGCGUAAUAAUGAAGACUCACAUGGAGAUGAUGACUACCCGGAGUAUCAUGUCGAAGAAGAAGACGAUGAUGAGCAUGAUGAAGAAGAUGAUGAACAAUCGAUGAUGUUUGAACGAGCUGCUAAGUUGUUUUUGCUAGAAGAUGACGGGUGGCAUGUGUUGACUGAUGGUCAGCUCAAGAUGCUGUACGAUUCUGAAUUGUACGGGGCGCGGAUUAUGUUCGAGACUGCCUCAGGAAAUAAUAUUUGCAACUGUGUUAUCGCAAUAGAAACGGAAAUUCAGGUUGAAAAAAAUGAAUGUAUAUGGACUGCAAUUGAUGAUACAUUCGAACCCUUAGCACGACGUACUUUCAAAGCUCAAUUUUCAUCAGAAGAAGAUGCACAGGAAAUGUAUAUGCACUUCCAAGAUGCUCACGAUUAUGCACGCCAAGCUGACAUUAGUGAACACAAUUAUAUAUAUAACUCAUAUAUAUAGAUAACGAUUUUUCAUCGGCUAGAUAAUAUUUUUUUUCUACUUGAUUGGAUACAAAAAACUUAUUUUUAAUUACUUUAAAAAUUAAAAUUAAGUAAAACUAGAAAAAAAAAAAAAUAAUUAAAUAAAAAUAUUAAUUUCUUCUUUCACGUUUGUAAAUUUGAAUAAUUAAAAUUACGUAGUUUAAAUAAUUUUUUUUUUACUUAAUAUUAAUUUUUAUUUUACAUGGGAUCAAAUCUAAAAGAAAAGAUUGUAGAAACUUUCUAAAAAAUUUAUCUACUUAUUUUAAAAUCAUUAAAUAAAAAUAAGACUUUUUUUUAAGUAACAACAGAU
Messenger RNA from Microplitis demolitor, 8957 nucleotides. RefSeq names its product E3 SUMO-protein ligase RanBP2. Gene Ontology annotation, biological process: nucleocytoplasmic transport. NCBI's taxonomy places the organism in Eukaryota, Metazoa, Arthropoda, Insecta, Hymenoptera, Braconidae. The transcript is spliced from 3 exons. Bases 165 to 8627 code for a protein of 2820 amino acids. Gene Ontology annotation, cellular component: cytoplasm; nuclear pore. Gene Ontology annotation, molecular function: protein binding; GTPase activator activity. The record is from RefSeq and is a predicted model, not a curated record.